Camarhynchus parvulus is the source of this 620-nucleotide messenger RNA. RefSeq names its product small nuclear ribonucleoprotein polypeptide E (gene SNRPE). The transcript has 5 exons. The record is from RefSeq and is a predicted model, not a curated record. Lineage: Eukaryota; Metazoa; Chordata; Aves; Passeriformes; Thraupidae. Gene Ontology annotation, biological process: spliceosomal snRNP assembly; mRNA splicing, via spliceosome. The coding region runs from base 168 to 620 and encodes 150 amino acids. Gene Ontology annotation, cellular component: U5 snRNP; U1 snRNP; U4 snRNP.
UAUCCCACACUGCCCCGCGCUCCUCCAUUCCCCUCAUACCGCCACUAUCCCACACUGCCCCGCGCUCCUCCAUUCCCCUCAUACCGCCACUAUCCCACACUGCCCCGCGCUCCUCCAUUCCCCUCACACCGCCGCUACCCCACAGCGCCCCGCGGCCCCGCGCAGCCAUGGCGUACCGCGGGCAGGGCCAGAAGGUGCAGAAGGUGAUGGUGCAGCCCAUCAACCUGAUCUUCCGCUACCUGCAGAACAGAUCCAGGAUCCAGGUGUGGCUCUAUGAGCAGGUGAACAUGAGGAUCGAGGGCUGCAUCAUCGGCUUUGAUGAGUACAUGAACCUGGUGCUGGACGAUGCUGAGGAAAUUCACUCCAAAACCAAAUCCAGGAAGCAGCUGGGACAUCCCACAGAUCAGCCACCCUUCCCCGCAGCUCCCGGGAUCCUCCUGCCCUUCUCCCCACCCGAAAUCCGCCCCCUCCUCCCACACCAACCCCUCCAAAACCCCGAGGACGUCACCGGGUUACCGAAAACCAGCGGGGGCACGAGAAAUUGGGGUGUCGAGAAGCCGGGGCCGCCCCUAUCGGGGGCCGAUCUCCUGUUCGAGCAGCUGGGCUCGGCUCUGACUUGA